Pristis pectinata (smalltooth sawfish) is the source of this 2081-nucleotide messenger RNA. RefSeq names its product cytidine deaminase-like. Gene Ontology annotation, cellular component: cytosol. Gene Ontology annotation, molecular function: cytidine deaminase activity; zinc ion binding. The transcript is spliced from 6 exons. The record is from RefSeq and is a predicted model, not a curated record. The coding region runs from base 494 to 934 and encodes 146 amino acids. NCBI's taxonomy places the organism in Eukaryota, Metazoa, Chordata, Chondrichthyes, Rhinopristiformes, Pristidae.
AGUCCACAUCACCACCCAGGCCUGGUGGAAGGUGACCUUGAGUAUUGUUUUACAUCCCGGGAAGGCGAUCGUUGGAUUAUCAGAAAGCAGUGCAAAAACUCAACGAAGUCUACGGAUCAAAGGUUAAAAUUUGCCUCUGGUUCUACAACCUCGUAGUUUCCACAAAAAUAAACACGGCAAUGUUCUGAACUCGUCGUCCAGCUGCGGUAGAAUUUGACAAUGCCCCAUUAGGCAUUUUAGAAUGAAGAGUUUUUGCAGCUCUGACCUUGUGGAGCAGCCCGUCACUGCCUCUCACCCUUCAUCCUUUCUACACCAUCUGUUGUUCAUUUUACCCCACUCAAAGACUGAGGUGCAGCUCCAGAGACCCACGGAACACACUCAGUCAGUGUUUGUCAGCGCAUGGAUGGUGCGGCAGGUCGCGUCUGACACUUUGAGCUACAGAGGCCUUCUCAACGUUUUCUAAAACUCCAUCAGUUGUGCAGGACAGGACGGGAUGUGCACUCCUGCUGACCAGACAGCCACCCAGAAAGCAGAGGAGGCAGACAAGUUGAUUCGGAAAAGCCACGAGGCCAAGGCCUUUUCAUAUUCUCCAUACAGCAAGUUCCCAGUGGGUGCUGCUCUCCUGACCGAAGAUGGAAGGAUCUUCACGGGCUGUAACAUUGAAAAUGCAAGUCUGACGGUGGGGAUCUGUGCUGAGAGAGUUGCCAUUCACAAGGCUGUGUCAGAAGGCUGCACCAACUUCAAGUCGAUAGCCAUCGCCAGUGACAGGGCAGAUCACUUCAUCACUCCCUGUGGAGCAUGCAGGCAGGUCAUGAGAGAGUUUGGAACAAAGUGGGAGGUCCACAUGACAAAACCAGAUAUGAGCUGCAAGACCAUGACGGUUGAAGAACUGCUGCCCAUGUCCUUUGGACCCAAGGACCUGCAGACCAAAUGAGGAAGCCUGUGCUGAGUGGCCCAGGGCCAUUCUGAUGCAGGAGGAAUUGUUCGGAGCAGGACUACAGCCUGGAUAAUAAGGACCUCACUCUUUUUGUAUAAUUUUAAAUUGCCAUUUCUUACAGAAUUAAAUACAAUGUAUUUGUGAAAUGAAAGUUGUAUGAAGUUCUAGACACAUAAAAGAUGUUGAAUUAAUGUUAUUUCAUUUAAUGUAAUGAAUAGAUUUCACUAAUGACUCAGUCUGAUUUAGAGAACAUUAUGUCAACAGCUGGAGUGAAAUCACUGCACCACACAUGGUGCUUUUAUGGAAACUUUACAUAUAAUCCAUGCCAUGCCGACACUGGGAGGGUCUGAUGGGGGAAGUGUUGAGGCACCUUUAUUCUGUAUUUAACCUGUGCAGUAUGUACACCAGAAGUGCCUGAUGUAGACAGUAUAGGGGGAGCUUCACAUUGUAUUCAAUAUGUGCUGUACCUGCCCUGGGAGUUUAAUGACCGUACAGAGUUCUUCUUACUCUAUCUAAUAAUCUGAACUGGGAAUGUCUGAGGAAAUUUUGUUCUGUAUCCGACCAGUGCUGUACCCACAUUUGAAAUGUCUGAUGGGUUCAUGUGGAGGAAGUGUUACUCUGUGCCUGUUUUCUUCCUGUCCACUUAUUCUAGACUUCACGACCCUUGCUGUUCCUGCCUUGGGAAUGUUUAAUGGAAAAGAGAAGGAACUUUUUCUAACCUGUUUUAUUUUCAUGUGUGGGGAAUAGUGUAGAGGGAGCCUCACUCUGUGUCUUCUGUCUGCACUGGGAGUAUCUGAUGGGGAGAUGUACUAAAUUGUUUUAUGGCAUAAUGUAGUGGGAGCUCUCCUCUUUAUCUAAGCUGUGCUAUACCUGCCCUGGGAGUGUAUCAUCGGGACAGUGUGGAGGGAGCUUUACUCUGUGCCUGGUCUUCCUGUCCAUUCAUCUCCAGACCUCCAGGCUUUGAUCCAAAGAAACUUAAAGCAAACUGAACUCUAGAGCAAGGUGACAGUCACUUUAGUCAAGGCAGCGUCUGACAGAGUGUGGCAUCAAGGAAACUGAAGGGAUGAGAUUCAAGGGGAAUCAGAAUCAGGUUAUUUAUCACUGUCUUGAAAUGUGUUUUUUAAUGGCAGCAGGACAGUGCAAA